ACGUCCGUAUAACAGCGCUAUAUCAUUGCUAUUGUUCAUCUCACAUUUGCUCUUCUCUAGCUCUAUCUAGGAUAUUUUUAUUAAUUUCAAUUCACUUUUGAAAGCUGAAUGAUAUGGAUGCUGUUCCUGUCUUGAAUGAUGUAACUGAGGGAAGAAUCUCCAAUUUAAUUAACAACUCUACUAGAACAAUGACGGAAUAUCUUUUUGAGUAUUAUGAGUGGGCACAGUCACUAUCAGAUAAAAGAACAAAAGGCUGGCUACUUGUGGAUUCACCACUGCCAACAUUGCUCUGUGUUCUAUUCUACCUGAUAGCAGUUCGCAUAGGACCUGUCUUCAUGCGAAACAGGCGACCCAUGAAACUUAAGUGGAUUCUCAUUCCCUACAACCUUCUUAUGACACUACUCAACUUGUAUAUUGUUAUACAGUUGUUGAUAGGUUCGAUAAGACUGGGAUACAACUACUUAUGUCAAGCAAUUGGGCAAAUCGAUCACAAAGAAGAGUUAAGGAUAGCAAACGCAGUAUGGUGGUACUACUUCUCAAAGCUGCUAGAGUUUUUUGGACUCAGGGAU
This is a messenger RNA of Nilaparvata lugens (brown planthopper), 569 nucleotides long. RefSeq names its product elongation of very long chain fatty acids protein 4. The record is from RefSeq and is a predicted model, not a curated record. Gene Ontology annotation, cellular component: endoplasmic reticulum membrane. NCBI's taxonomy places the organism in Eukaryota, Metazoa, Arthropoda, Insecta, Hemiptera, Delphacidae. Gene Ontology annotation, biological process: fatty acid elongation, monounsaturated fatty acid; very long-chain fatty acid biosynthetic process; fatty acid elongation, saturated fatty acid. The transcript is spliced from 5 exons. Gene Ontology annotation, molecular function: fatty acid elongase activity. The annotation marks the transcript as partial.